AUGAUGGCGGCCCACUUCGAAGCGUUGAAGGAGGCGAUUCCUCCCAGCCAAGUCCUUCUCCCUGGAGAAAACGGAUACGAUGAUAAUAUCAAACGUUGGAGUAGCACUUGUGUGCUUCCAGCAGGAGUCGUAGUGUUGCCCAAAACAACAGAGGAGGUCAGCAAAGUGGUCAAGUUCGCAACAUCCAACCAGAUUCGGUUCACUGUGUGCGGUGGUGGACACUCGACAUCCGGUCAAUCUUCCUCAGAUGGUGGCAUGGUCAUCGAUCUUCGAUUGAUGAACAACGUUGAAGUUGAUAAAGCAAACAGCACCAUUGCGUAUGGCGGAGGGGCUAAGUGGUCUGACGUUGACACGGCUGCAUGGGAACAUGGACUUGCUACUCCAGGUGGAACGGUGAGCCAUACUGGCGUCGGAGGUCUCGUCCUUGGAGGUGGGUUUGGCUGGCUCUCUCCGCGCUACGGUCUCACAAUUGAUGUUCUCCUUUCGGUGGAGAUGGUGCUCGCUGAUGGUUCCAUUGUUACGGCAUCCGAGUCUGAGAACCCGGACCUGUUCUGGGCUGUUCGGGGUGCCGGUACGAGCUUUGGAGUUGCAACUCGAUUUACCAGCCGUGCAUUCCCUCAGGGCAAUGUCUUUGCUGGGCUACUGAUCUUCCCACGAGACCGUCUAACAGAUGUUAUUGCCGGUGUGAACGAGUUCCUUACCAAGCAGAACGGCGACCAAGCAAUCCUGAUGAUCAUCGGUUACAGUCCGCCCCCCGAUCGCGCCCAUGUUGUUAUCACUCAAAUCUUCCACAACGGAACACAGGCGGAGGCUGAAAAGUUCUACGAGCCUCUCCUCAAGCUUGGGCCCCUGGCCAACUUGACGAGUGAGAUACCCUACGUCGAGCUGAAUAGCAUGAGCAAUGCAGCUUUCCCGCAUAACCAGAGGUGGCAAUUCGGCGCAGCCAACAUCACUGCGCCCCUCAAUGCUUCACUCAUCACAGAGGUCGCCGAUGCGUUCUACAAGGACAUUGAUAAGUUCAGUGAGGACCCGGCUAAGGAGGACAUGCGGAGCAGCGCUGUAGGCUUCGAGAUCUUCCCCAACGAGAAGACCCGCGAGGUCGACCCCGAGAGCAUGUCAUUCAUGAACCGAGGUGAAUAUUUCAACGCACCAGUGGUGAUGAACUGGAAGGAUCCUGCACGGGAUAAGGAAGUGCGCCAGUGGAAGCAGAAUCUUGCAAACAAGCUUCGUUCGGGGGGCUUUGCUGGAGAUCAUGCGGGCAGCAAGGGAGUUGGGCAGUAUAAUAACUAUGAGGAGCAGCCAAGCAGUGCAGAGCGAGGUUUCGGUGUCAAUGCCAAGAGGCUGAAGGAGUUGAAGCAGAAGUUUGAUCCCGAGAAUCACUUUGACAAGUUAUGGAAGCUGACUUAG
This is a messenger RNA of Phaeoacremonium minimum UCRPA7, 1407 nucleotides long. RefSeq names its product putative fad linked oxidase domain protein. The record is from RefSeq and is a predicted model, not a curated record. The transcript has 2 exons. Gene Ontology annotation, molecular function: FAD binding; oxidoreductase activity. The coding region runs from base 1 to 1407 and encodes 468 amino acids. Lineage: Eukaryota; Fungi; Ascomycota; Sordariomycetes; Togniniales; Togniniaceae.